Molecule: messenger RNA, 1245 nt
Organism: Chara braunii
Lineage: Eukaryota; Viridiplantae; Streptophyta; Charophyceae; Charales; Characeae
Source: the annotation of a GenBank genome assembly
CCUUGAUGAGGGGUCUGAAAUAAUUCUCAUCUAGGACGAGGGAGGACCUGACCAGAAUGACCGUUUGGUACUCUCUUAUGAAAACAGGGGUCGGAUGCUGGAAACGGGAUGGCGCGGUGGUUGUCUUCCCCGAUCUAUACCAGCGGUCCGGAAAUGCCAGUAUCGGUCGUCCUCCCGAAGAUGGGACGUGGACGGAUCUUGAGCUAGCAUAUCAAACCGUAAUGCUGGAAAGGGAGGACGCGUUCCUUUGGAUAGAGACAAUAUGGGCUAAUGUCAGCUUGACAAGGUUGUCGCCAAGUUUAAUGGAUUUAGAGUUCCGAGGGACAAUGGAAGCCCGGGGGUGGGUCUACUUGUCGCAAGAUGGGGAGAAUGCAAUAGUCAUUGGGUUAACACUCGGGAAUACGCCGGACGAGUUGUUUAGGAAGGCAGAAGCGGAGGUUGUGUUGGCUACGUGUCAACGAAGGGAAAUGGAAAUGGAAAAGGUAGAUGUGUGGGUGGAACUUGGGGAUAGGGGAAGCAUGAGGCGACCCGUCAGAACCAUGCGAUGUGUGCUGCCUCCCUUCCUAGUGGAUGCGGUUUUUGGAACCCGAAGCAGGCUAGUACGGAUAUGCCAGUCCAUGACGAACCUCGGACUAUACCAGUGCGCUAGGCAAGACUUCUUUCGGUUGUCGGUAGAGAUGGGGCCGUUCGAGGGGAAUUGGGCGGAGGAGUUGGCUCAAAUGUUAAAUUGCGUUAGCGUGGACAAUGCUUUUGUCCCUAGCUCCGUGCAUUGGGGGAUAGUCUAUAGAAAUGUGGCAGUAGGGGAGACAUUUCUGGAAGGAGUGAGGGAGUUGUUCUACAAUGAAGAGGAUGACUUCAGUGAUGAGGACGAGGAUGAUGAGAUAGAGGACUGGGACUUCUAGGAGAGGAGGGUGACCUAGCCUAGGGGGAACGGGUGGCCUGGUAUUGUGCAGGGAGGGGAAAGAUGACUAGAGAGGAAAUGAUGAUGGAAUACACCUUCAAGGGAUGGGAACCAAGGCGGCUCAGAGGAGGAAUAGAAAUGCCCAUACCGACAGAAAACGAGUGGAGGGGGACCACCCGCGACUGGGUUGGGUUUGAGGUUGCGCGGAAGUUGUCAUAUGUAUGGAUAGAGCGGAUUUGGAACCCGAUAAGGGAAGAGGAAGGUUGGGACGAGAUAGCAGAGGGCAAAGUGGAAUCGGUCGGAACGAUUGUCCUUUCCGAAGACGGGUGGCGCCUAUUUUGCAC